AUGCAAUUGAGUAUCACCUCGGCAGCUACACCGACAGCCCACGCAGACAAUAAGACAAGCCGAGACGGUGUAAAGGGAGGGCUCGAGAGUAUACGCACAGUGCAAUGGGCAGAGGUCACCAUUGGCAACAUAGCCCCCACACUCCGCAAGAUCUGCACCGUCACAUCACAUCCCAAUUCCGAAGUUCGUGUUCAGUUUGCGACCUUUGCCAUGGAUCUGCUGACUCAGUGUCCCACUGCUUUGCGAGGCUUAGCGUCCAAUCUGCUGGAUGUGAUGGUGCGAUACACAUACGACACUUAUCCAGGAGUGAGCGACCUCGCGCGUGCGCAUGUCAAGACCCUCUCGCGGAUGAUGACCGCAGACUAUACGAGAAGGCGACCUACCAAACCACCACCGAGAAAAGUUAAUGACAACACCACGGAUUCACAACACACAGAUAAGCACGUACGUACAACCGAGAUUGGACAUAAUUUAGGUUUAGCACCAGCUUUUAACCUAUCGCUGGCGAUUGUCGAGCAGCGUUUACACGAUUUGAUUAUGUCUAUUCCCCGACACAUCCGUACUAUGGACGACAGUAACAAACUGGAGGGUAUCAGACUCGUCAGGGGCUACGUGUCGCUACUAGGGGUCAAAUGCAGGACCUAUUUUGGGAACGAACUCCAUCUCAGUAUGCUCAUGCGGAUGCUAAUGCAAUUACUGACGUUUGAUGACAGCUCAAUGACCGUCUGGCUUGCAGGUGACGGAUCGGCUGCACACACUAUACCAAGCGGCGCCCCAGAAGCUGCCAACGACAAUACUGAGAACUUUGGGCGCCUGCCACCACCCUUGCCUAAACGAUUCAAGUACUUUAGGGACGAGAAAGUGGCGAAAUGUAUUCGGGCGCUGUGCCGGGAACUCGGUUCUAGUGUGAGUCUACAGAUUGUGUGUGAAAAGCUCAUACCAGCCUUACAAGACGAGGAAAGCUCACAAAGCCGGCAGGCGUGUCUGAUACUGACAGAAAUGAUGCAAACCCCCAGCGAUGACAACGGAUGGGGUACUUCACCGGAGGGUAGCGCGGCGCUGUUGUUGUCUGUGCUCGUCGAAAGACUCGGCAUGCAGACCUUUAAGACAGAUAGAGACACACAUGCACACACGCCUACAGACACAUACACUGAUACACACGGUUACACCCAAGGGCUGGGUGGGGGACGCACUAGUAGUGCGCUCCUGUUUGACGAGGAUUCGCCUGAUAUAAAUAGAACGUACUCUGCGACGCUCGAUCUGGCGACCUCCAGGGGGAGCAAUCAUGUAUCGAGUGAGCGGAAAGUACUUGUAUGCUUACUACUGGAAGCUCUGGCUGUGUGGGUACAGGUGUACGGGAGUUGUGACACACAUGGGGAGGCCGAUGGAAUAUCACAAAGCCACACACCUUCACAGCUGUCUACGGAAGACCCACACACAGAAGACGCACAUACACACACGGAUUAUCGGGCGGGUCCCAUACUAACAACUUUAGAGCGAGAUGAGGCGCAUGCACGCGCACAUGAUAUGUUUGUGAUGACUGUGUUGUACCCUCUGUUAGAGUGUCUGGCGUCUGGCGUGCCGUUGAUCAGUGCUUCGGCUGUGUAUGUCAUGAAGGCCAUCCAGUACUACAGCCCCGAGCAAACGCGCCUGCGAUUACAGUCACAAACAGUGCCGUCUCCGCCAAGCACACAUAUGCCCAAACCCACAGACAAUACACCUCAUACCCACAGGCAUGUCGAUCUAUACGUACAGUCUAGUACGAUCGCAGCCACAACUAUGAAGUAUACAGAACAGCCUGUGGAUCAAUGGGAUAGUCGGAUAAAGCGGGAAGGGGUUGAUCCUCUGAACGCUGAAGUUACCUUGAGUGGCAGCGGCAACCUAAAUGUUCUCAUCCGAUCUCAGAUCGAUGUUGUCAUCGAUACGGUGUCGCAUCAUCUGCUGUACCCAGAACUCUACCCGCAAGCCGCCUCAGUACUGCGAGUAAUCCUAGACAACAGCACCUGCGAUGUACUCCCCAUACUAUCGGAUGUGCUGGCUGAGAUGGUGGACCGUGUGGCGUAUAAUGCACCAUACAUCCGCAUGUAUCUGCCCGUCUUUGCUGCAGUGGUCUCGAACGUGCACACGUGGUUGUCAACUGAUGACCUUGUCCCUGCGACGCGCAAGUGGGAUCAGGAUCCUGAAGAGGAGGAACCUCCGAUGAAGCCGUAUCAGGCCGUUACAAAGUCGAUCAUGGAUGUCUUGCAGCACUUCAUGAGCGAUGAAGAUGACGUAACUCGCAUACAGGUUUGUACGACAAUCGCCGGCUGUUUCUCGAUCAUACGCCACGCAGAGAACGAGCUGUAUCCAAUGGUGCACUUGUUUUGGCCACCUUUACUGUUGCGACUCCGCGAUCGUAAUCCUCGUGUACGUAUGGCUGCGUUGGACUGUGUCUGCGCAAUCAUCGAGACGAGCACUUGGUUUGCUAAGACCCGUGUAGUUGAUGAUCUGCUGCCUAUAUUACAGAAAGAUCUCGGACUCGGUCAAGGUUCAGGUACCGGCGUACUAGGGGCCAUUACGGGUACACUCACUGAUGGACACAGCUCACUACGCAUCGAUAAUACGAGGGAAAGGGCACAAGCAUGUAACCAUGCACACGAAUCCUCAGAACUGACAAGUUGCAGGCACAACUUACCACCGCCAGAAUGUAGCAGGCAUACAUGUGGUCCAAACAGCCAGAAACCCAACUCUGGGUCUAAAAUUGCGACGUCAGACGUGGCGGAUGUGUGUGAUGCGUGUGUGUUUGCACUGGACUCACAAGGGAAGCCCACACUAUCCCCCACACUGCGGUUACUGAGGGCCGAUUCAGGUGCAGUUUUUCUGCCGCGCGGGUCAAGUAAAGUCAGUAGCGUGUACGGCGACCUCUGGUUCCAGCUACUUCGAUGUGUGGUGUGUAUUGCCGAGCAUAUUCCACUGGAAGAUGUAGAGACGCCGAAUGGUGCUGGAAGGGACGUUGGAAAGGAACCGGAAAGGACCAAGCACGUGACAAGUGGCCCGAUGGAGGAGUUGCCUUCGUCACAGAGAAGAAAUACCUCGGGAAAAGAUACACUGCAAACUCAGGGUGGGGCAGUGAAAAAUGGAAUGAAUAGUAUUGUCACUGAUACAGAGGCGGUGGUUGAGGGCCCAAUGGCUGAGCUAGACGAGCUCAUCGGUAAUAUGCUGGUAAAUGACUCGCACGCAGACUUUGGUGGAGGCAGUGACGAGGCCGAUGACAAUGUCAAUGCAAAUGAAGCUGCUCUCGGCCAACACGACAAAGAGGCACGAAUUGUGGAUGUCAUAUGCUCGCUCCUAUUGCCCUGUAUGCACGAACUGGCACCUGAGAAGGUGUAUACUUCGGCACGCGAGGGAUACCAUCAAUUGCAGAGGAAGGUACCACAAUCGCUGGACAGAUUUCUGAAACGAUCUUUGACGUACUACGAGCUCCUUAAAAAAGAUGAAGCGAAACCGGAUAUGAAUACAGUGGAUAUGGUUGACGCAGUUGACAGGGAGAAGACAACGGUUUGAUGUCAUGAUUUGUAUGUAGCAAGAAUCAAACACUUGCAAUGUCAAUAAUUUCCUGACUCCCUGACUCCCUGAGCCCUUGGACUCCUGGAGCAAAAGUAUAAACAAUGUUAUGUUUUGUUUUUGUUUUGUUUUUUUGAAAACUGAA
Molecule: messenger RNA, 3688 nt
Organism: Sphaeroforma arctica JP610
Lineage: Eukaryota; Ichthyosporea; Ichthyophonida
Exons: 10
Coding region: 1-3543 (1180 amino acids)
Biological process (GO): chromatin remodeling
Cellular component (GO): cytoplasm
Molecular function (GO): protein binding
Source: RefSeq, a predicted model, not a curated record